GGUGGCUCUGCCCGGGAAGGGGAGGAGACUGGCGGCACUCCCAGCCCGGCCGCAUCCCUUCCCACCGCCCGCGAUGCUCAGUCUGGCUCAGCCUGGCAGCAGCGCAGGCAGGGAGGGCACCCCGGCCUAGAGAAGGACAUGGAAGAGUACAACCAGACAGAGACCUGGCACCAAAGCCUGCAGGCUAUGCUUAACGCCUUAAACCAGACACUGCACGGGGUCAUCCUCUGCCCCACUGACCAUUCUGCCACCACUGCUGCUGCUACACAGAACACCAGCCUUGGCCAUCCCGGCCGGAACGACAACGCCUACAUGUACAUCCUCUUCGUCAUGACGCUCUUCGCUGUCACGGUGGGCAGCCUCAUCCUGGGCUACACCCGCUCCCGGAAGGUGGACAAGCGCAGUGACCCAUACCACGUCUACAUCAAGAACAGGGUCUCCAUGAUCUGAGCCUGGCCCUAAUGCCUUGUCCCCACAGAGCCAGUGGGUUUGGGGUCAGGUUGCUCUGCACAUCCCACUGUCUGUGGGAUGUGGCAGUGUUGCCAGCCCCAAAUCUCCUGGGAACCCCCACUGUGGAGAUGCUCAGCC
Molecule: messenger RNA, 588 nt
Organism: Pseudopipra pipra
Lineage: Eukaryota; Metazoa; Chordata; Aves; Passeriformes; Pipridae
Gene: KCNE3
Product: potassium voltage-gated channel subfamily E regulatory subunit 3
Exons: 2
Coding region: 139-450 (103 amino acids)
Biological process (GO): potassium ion export across plasma membrane; ventricular cardiac muscle cell action potential; regulation of heart rate by cardiac conduction
Cellular component (GO): membrane
Molecular function (GO): transmembrane transporter binding; voltage-gated potassium channel activity involved in ventricular cardiac muscle cell action potential repolarization; potassium channel regulator activity
Source: RefSeq, a predicted model, not a curated record